Molecule: messenger RNA, 1005 nt
Organism: Paramuricea clavata
Lineage: Eukaryota; Metazoa; Cnidaria; Anthozoa; Malacalcyonacea; Plexauridae
Source: the annotation of a GenBank genome assembly
AUGAAACAACCCCAUAAUCCGGUUUUAUGGAAUUUGUAUUCGACUUGUACAUAUUUACGAGUUUAUAAACCACCACUCGACGUUGCAGACAAAAAAAUAAACAAUUAUGUAAAAGUUAAAGACUUUUGGAUGAAAGGGGGUUUUGAGACUAUACGUGAUUUCAUCGCUGUAGACGAUCAAACGGAUGAGGGUGAAACGGUGAAAAGCGACAACCCUAACACGCCAGAUUUAACGCGACCCAAACAUCCACGUAUGGGUGUCAUCGCUGUCGAUAGUGAAGCGGGUAAAGAAUUCUAUAGUAUACCUGUGGAAUGGAUUCCACGAGUGGCGGUUUGUGAGGACGGUCUGUUUGUAUUAAAACCGUUCGAGUUUUGUUGUCGUGAAAUCUUGGCACGCUCAAAGACACAGUUGGUACGUUGUCAGUCUUUAACAGUAUCGGACAAAUACUAUGUAGAUAAACAUUAUUUUCAUGUUGGUUGCGGUGACUGUAAUGAAGAUAAUUCUCAGAUUGAAGUGUUCGCCGCUACACACUUGUAUGUGGGGUUAAAAAGUAUUAUGCGCUAUUUUAACACUGGCCUGUAUGUGAAUAUGGGGGAAAUGCUGAUGGUACUUGAUUGUAAUGAUGAAAAUUUGAAAUUUUAUCAUAAAGAAGUACGUUAUGAAGAAUCGUCAAUAAUUGUAAUAUAUACCCCUGUAGAAAAAAAGGGUACGUAUAUUCGUAAAUAUCUUGCACAUAUCGUAGUAUGUAAAAAGUGUAUUAGAUAUCUUCAAGAUUUUUUAACCCUAUUAGAUCAGAGUGUGGAAAAUCAUCCAUUUUCCGCAUAUGACGAGGUGGAUUGUGAUGGGUAUAACCAUCUGGGGUUACCUGUCCUACGAUACAUAUUAGAUGCUGAUUUUGAUAGUUUAGCAGCGAAAGCGUAUUAUGGUGUUAUAGAUGGAGACCUAGACACACCUUGUAUGUAUGUGGAUGCUUUUAUGCAUACGUAUGUUGUAAAACAUGUUUGA